GCAGUGUUUUUUUGUGUGACAAACGCGUAAUAAAACUUUGGUUCCUUUCCCAAGUUUUUAUGAAAUUGUCGAAUUGUCUAUAUAGACCUCCUGCCUUGUGAUCAUAUAUCAACGGUUACAAGUUGUCUGAAAUAUUGGCGCUUGUGGACUCCUGUUUAGCAGUCCCCACAGUUUUUCACUGUGGGGAGGCCAUUACGAAUGCUAGAUUUUGUGGUCAGUGAACCUUUUUUUGUGCGUUUGAAGGAAGGCUUUGGACCAGUGUCCUGCUGGAAAUGCAAACCACUACCAAGCCUCCCGGCAGAGGCAGCCAGAACUUAGUCACCAGAUAACUGCUUGUUUUAGCUAAUAAACGCUAGCAUGGAUCAGGAGUGCAGCAAUGCCUCUGGCGCCCCCGGUGGCUCGGUGGUGCAGGUGUGCUUCCCGGGCGUGCGAGCGGCAGUCCUGGACAGCCUGAACCGGCAGAGGGAGGAGGGCCGGUUGUGUGACCUCUCCAUCCAGGUGCAGGGCCAGGUGUUCAGGGCUCACCGCUGCGUUCUGGCCGCCUCCUCGCCCUACUUCCACGACCAGGUGCUGCUGAAAAACGUCACCACGGUCUCCCUCCCGGCGGUGAUGGACCCGCUGGCGUUCGAGAGCGUCCUGGGCUCCGCCUACACGGGCCAGCUCAGCAUCGUGCGCGACGACAUCGUCAACUACGUGACGGUGGCCAGCUUCCUGCAGAUGUGGCACAUCGUGGACAAGUGCACCGAGAUCCUGAAGAGGCCCAGGGCUGCGGGGGGCGGCGGCGGGGGUGGGGGCAACCCCCAAAACGCCCCCUCUAGACAGCAGUCCCCCAGCAGCACGGACUGCCUGUACUUGGAGCGGGAGCGGAGCGACAAGCUGAGGGGGGCGGAGCUUAAGGAGAGGGGCGGGGCUGAGAGGGAAAGGGGGCAGGACCAGGGCCACUCACUGCCGCCCUUGGCUUCGUGGAGGCGGCCCCAGCAGCUCUCCAGGUGGGGGAGACCCCGCCCCCAACCCCAGGCAGCCCUGCCCCCUCCCCCGUCGGGGGUCCCCCAGCCCUCUGCCGACUCCCAGCUGGACUCCAAUGCGGGUGGGGAGAGCGACUACUCCAGCUGCGAGGAGGUGUGGCUACCGGGCAGCAGUAAGGCCAGCCCCCACGGGCACGACUCCGGAGGCCACGCCCACAGCAGGGCGGGGCUGGACCACGGUGUGGGCGGGGGCCACUUCUCCGGCGGCCACCCAGCCGAAGCCAGCAGGCUGAGGGGCAGGACGAGGCCCAGGGGCGCCCCAAACUUCCCCCUGGAGGACUUCCAGAAACUUCUGGGGAGGGGGAGGGAGAAGGGGAGCGGCGAUGUGGAAGAGGGGGAGGGGCUUGCAGGAAGGGUGGAGGAGCCGAAGAGGAAGAGAGAGAGGGGGACGGAAGCUGAUGAAGGGAUGGGAGAAGCGGUGGAGGAAGGAGGGAUGGAUGGGACGGAGAGGACGGGACACUCCGGAGAGUACCCAACGAGUGUGUACCACGGGGAUGAGGUGGAGGUGAUGGAAGCCCGGGACGGUACCGAGGGGGCGCAGAAGGUGGGGAGGAGAGUCGAAAGCAGGCCCCCCCACAGCUUGGAGGUGGAGGCCGCGGUGCCCGGGCCGUCCUGCCCAGGCCCGCCCCUCUCGGCCCGGAUGCAGUGGCAGGCGAGCCCCUGGAUUCAGUCCGCCGGCCGGGCCCUGGACGGCGGCGGCGAGGAGGAGGAUGACGACGAGGAAGAGGAGGAGGCCGACUUCGGCCGGUUUGCGGACGAGGGCGGGCCGGCCUUUGGCGGCCAGACCUACGACGAGAUCGAGGACGGCACGGGCCAGGUGUCCCAGAGGCCCCUGGUGCCCGCCUCGCCCACGGACGACGCCGACUACCUCCUGGGCCCUCCGGAACUCAGCUGGCCGCCGCCCAACAUCGCCCCCCAGGGGCCCGGAGGCGCAAUGGCGCCCGGCCGCCACCAGUCCCCGUCCUCCGCCCAGUUCCCCCCUUCCUCCUCUCCCCCGAUCCCCUCCUCCUCCUCUUCCUCCUCCCUCUCGCUCGCCGGCGCCCCCUACACGGGCAAGGUGCACUUCUGCCACUGCGGCAAGGCCUACACGCUGAAGAGCAUGCGGGACCGGCACGUCAAGAUGCAGCACCUCAACCUGCGCCCCUUCGCCUGCCCCGUCUGCGCCAAGACCUUCAAGAUGAAGCACCACCUGACCAAGCACCUGAAGACGCACGGCGGCCUGCGGCCCUACGAGUGCGGCCUGUGCGGCAAGAAGGUCAUCUGGAGGGACAGCUUCCUGCGGCACCAGGCCCGCUGCGAGAGGCUGGCCGCCGCCGGCAUGGCGCCCGGCUACGACGGCGCCGCCGCGGUCGCCGGGGGCAGCGGCAACGGCAACGGCCCCGGCGCCAACGGCAACGACCUCGACGACGGCUACGGCUACGGCUUCGAGGAGGGCGAGGGCUUCCUGGCGGAGGCGGGGCAGGUGAAGGUGGAGGAGGCGGACUUUCAGGGGGAGGCGGAGUCCGUCGCCAUGGGGGGCCUGCUGGAGGGCGUGUCGGUGGGGGGCGGCCUCAGUUUGGGGCCCGAGUCCAGGACCGUGGGGGGCCGGGGGUUGAAAGAAGAAGAAGGGGAGAGGUACAGUUGAGUUUGGAGAGAAAAGCGAGAGACAGAGAGAGAGAGAGCGGCAUUCAUGACUGCAUUGUUCCUGAGUGCAGUUUACUUGUUAUGGUCAGGGUAAACCGCUGUGGCUCCUGAACUGGAGUGGAAACAGCUCAGUUUAUUUCCCCCUGCAGUCCGUGCAAAUGGUACAAAUUGUUUGUUUUUAUUUUAUUUUCAGUGAAUGCAGGUGAUCAGGAGUCCCAGUGGUGAUUUAGCUUCAGCGUGUACAUAGCGUUGCAUUAAUUCUGUGUGAUAAAGUGGUCCUUUUGGAAGAGAAGAGAAGAAACCUCUCCCUGGACUCUUGGGGUAUUGAUCCCUGCAAGACAAUUAGGCAAUAGAGUACGGAACCCUGGGAGUUUUGGUAGGAAGUAACGGCAGAGCAAACCCCUCUGUGACAUCACAGUCGCCAGAACCCUCUCUUCACCAACAUUCCUUCAGCCGCUUGAAAGCUUGGCGGGAAUCGGAGUGCGUUUUUAAAAUGAGGCUGACAGGUCCAGCAGUGCUAGACUUCAAUGCUCCGCAGACAGACGGACGUUAUCGCCCUGUCCUUGGGUUUAGGGAGGCACUUGCGGUUUUAAUCAACAUAGCCGAAAUGUUUGCACACAGAGGACACGAGUGUGUCGGAGAGCUAAGCACCAUGAUGGUGUUUUCCGGUACCGUAAGUAAUUGUCUUUGUUAUAACUUGCCUCUUUUUUAACGUGGUGGGAUGUCGGUGCCAAGCUUUCGUAGUCGCUAGUUAUCCAGGUAAUGCCCUUGAAGGCCCUCUACAUGUUACCCUCUUCUGCAUGGAAAUGGUGAGCGUUUGGAAGCUGUGAUGUUUCAGCAGAGGACUUGGAAACGGCAGUAACCCUCACUGACUCAGUCAGUCUCAUUAAGUGGAUCCCCCAGCAGUAACUGGCAGGACCUCAUCCCACCACUAGAUGGCCAACGAAGUGGUCAGAGCCCCCGAGCAGUGCCUGUGAAUUCAGUUCUUGUUAUUGGAUACGGGGUUCACAUUGUGGAUGAGGACAUUCGUUGAAAGAUGGCGCUCUAAUUUUACUUUUUUCUCUGUCCAUUUUUAAGUCUUUGGUUUUUUUUUUUCGUUAAACUUGUUUUUCCUUUUCAUUGCAAGACUGUUUUAGUAAUGCGGGCAGAUUCUGGUGCUUGAAUUUCUUUUUAUAUUAUUUGUGGGUGUAAAACAGAGCUCCUCCUAGAGUCCUAACUAUUGAAUAAACUGCUGGUUGUGGAUUUUAUUAAUGAUUCCGUCCUAAGGACAAUGAGUGAGAUAAAAUGUACAGAGCCGGCUCAGCUCAAGGCCAGAUCGGGCUGGGAGAGGUUGUAGAGAUGAUACCCUAUAUCACCUACGCCUAGAACCGGCCCUUGUAUACUACGUAUGGUGGCCUGGAAGUCUUAAUACUACAGAGCUUCGCCAGACGUCGCUCCACUCACUCCAGUCCUUUUGAACAGAAUUAUACAUGCUAAUUACCAAAGAACGGCAGCAACAACAAACAAUUUAAACCUGCAUAGUAUUUUCUUUGGGUUGGAUAAUGCUGUGUAAUUUUUUUUAAACCAUCCAGUUAUCCGCUAUAUGAGUGCUGUUCGCGUAUUUAUUGAAAAAUCCCUCGCUUUCAUGUGCGUAAGCUCCUAUACUAGGUUAAUUCGCCGCUUUUCACUUGAAAGUUUUUUUGUUUUAAUUUUUUUUAUCGCUCGGUGGAUCCAUUAGCAACCAGGCCACGUGCUGUCAUUGCAGCGCUUCUCUUUCGAAUUUUCGAAAACGCGCAGUUGAAGGAACACUUUACCUCGCGCCUACAGCGGCCAAUUAUCAGCUGGCCAUAAAAAGCGCGAGUGGCCCAUUUCGCUCUCUGAUCCCGGAACAACCGCAAACCGCGCGGGGCGAUCGAGCGUGUCACUUCCAAGUCCACAAGAGCCUUAUUACCUAAAAUGGGGGUCUAAAACACCGAUCCUGGAGGGUCGCAGUGUCUGUUAGUUUUUGUUGUUGUUUUUCCGAUCAGCAGCCGAUUUAAGCCUUUGAAACAAGGUGCGUAGACUCGUUAGCCAAUCAGUGGCAAAAAUUAAGCACUUAAGUGCAGGAACACAUUAAAAACACCAGACACAGCAACUGUCCAGGAUUUCAGUUUGAGACCCCCGCUAUAAAGUGAAUGUGAUAAAGUGGCUAUUCUUAUUCUAUUUAUUCUUUUGAGUCAUGUUUUUUGAAUAUAGGUUGUGUACAUACUUGAAGGGAAAUCGGUGUUAUAUUUGUCUGUUGUAAUUGUCAUUAUUUGGUACUUGCUUUAUGAGAAAUCAGUGAAACUAGGAAGUCUACACUUUUGCCCAGGAGGUGGACAUGGCUUUCACCCAAAGAGUGACAGUGUCUUACAAGUGAAUCACGCCCCUUAUGAAUAUCAGAUUACGGUGUGAAUCUGUUUUACAUGACCCAGAUCAGGCUGUGCUGUUCUGACCACAGAUUUUUUAUUUUCCAUUUUCUAAUUGCUGUCAUUUAAAAAAAAAAAUUCAAGUACUACUUUGUGUUUUGUAGCAGAGAGCUACAAAAAAAAAAAUUACCAGACUUGGGUCAAAUAUGUACGUGAAAUAGUUUCUCUUUCAAGUUUAGCAACAUUUGAGGAUAAAAGGUACAUGAUAAGUUCCUAAGAAACAUUUUACAAACCAAAACUAUGGAAUCAUACUACUGAACACUGAUUAAAAUGGAGGGUUCUUUUGAAAUUGUAACAUGCAGGAAUUAUACUGGUGUGUGAAGCUGUGGUGGGCGUGUCCAAUCCCGGAUGACUGGCGCGUGCAUAUGCAGGUUAUUGUAUCCACAGAUUACCCCUGGCUCAGUUAGCUAAUUAUCCACCAUCUGCUGCUACCAUUCAUAAGCUCAUUAAUAAAUACAGAUCCGCAAUGUCAGGCAACUGAGAGGACUGGAGCAAUUAAAUAAUCAAGAGCUGAAGUUGGCGUGUAAUUCAGAAAUGGACGUGGGCGUCCUUGCUCAACCCUGGUGUAAAGGGGUAAAGCAUUUUUACGUCAUCGUUUUAAAAAUGAAAUGAUUGGACCGGGUGUGCGGUUGUAAAGGUGUGGUGCAGGCAUGUCUCGGUGCACUGUGGGUGUGUCCGCGAAUCUGGCGGCCUUGGCGAGCUUUCUGACUGUGGCCUGGUCUCGUAUGCAGCGCACAGACCGGGUCAGGAGCGUACUUUAAAAGGGGAUCCCCCCUGUCCCCCCACCUUUUUUGGAUAGACUAGUCACUAGUGUGAAAGCGGGUUUUAAGUCAUGGACGUGUAGUACUGUGGAUCUCCAUGAGAUGUGGAUAUUCAUUCAUCCCAAGGAAUCACAAGGCUGUUUUAUCUGGAAGUCAGUGUGUACUUCAUAAAAUAUUUUCAAACAAACCGAAUAUUUUUAAAAGGCUUAGUUUUUUUUUUUAGUUUUUUUAUUCUAGGGACCCCCUAGCAGUCCCCAGACAGAUUUGGUAAUAUUCAGGUUGUGAACCAUGGGUGCCUAUAAGCGUCUUUGGUUAUACUGCGUAUUGACCUGUUUCAGCACAAAGAUCCUCAGCUACACCUCAUCUCUUGUGAUUUUUAGCAUUUUGAGGGGUUUUUUUUAAGGAGAGGGAAAAAGUCACAUUCAGAACUUUGGGGGCACAUUAAAUGGCGACGCCACGGGAAGGGACUGUUUUAUUCGUUUAAACCGUUCAAGCCGAAAUCAACAUUCGCUUCCAAGCAUCAGGCAACUGUGUAAUGAUAAGUAGUUUGUGUGUGUGACGGUGUGUCUUUCCCGGUGAUGUGACGUCACUGAAUACAUUUCACAUCGGAUGGAACGAGAGAAUAAACGAGGGCGGGUCGUCGGUCAAUAAUCAAAUUUACCGGUCAUUGUCGGCAACCACUCGGGAGCGCAGGAAGCGGACCUUGUGGAAUCCGAAACCGCUGUUCAGAAUUACUUGGGUCAGAAUUUGUGAUUAUGGAACUGAAGUGCAAAACGGAACGGUUUUCCCUUUGUUGCCUUCAUAGGACUUAACGUUGGUUCUUAAUGUACUGUAUAGUGUAUAGCAGGUAGCGCAGAAAGCUUAUUAAAAUGGCUGAGUGGUCUGUCGUUACCGUUCGCGAUCACAUUUCGGUCCACUGCUGUUGUUUUUGUAAUGACCGUAAUUGGGGGCAUCGAGUCCUCUGUAAAUAAAUAUAAAACUAUUAAACACGGAUUUAUUUAUCUUUAUUUUUUAUUUUCUCUGACAAUUUUUGUUUCUCACCAAGCUAAUGUUUUCAUACUAAUGCAUUUUAAAUUGUAUUAAAUGCGCACGUGUUGUAAUGGACAAUAUUUGUUUGUGGGGGAGGGGGUUCUUGUUUGAAACAGUUUUAUUAAUGUCACAACUUUUUUGAGAAGUAUUGUGCAUAUGCAUAUAUUUAAAAAGUGUGAUUGUGUGGGUGUGUGUUCAUCUAGGAACCGUGCUGUGCACGUGCUCAACCCCAAUAAAGACGUUGCUUUCACAGGU
Messenger RNA from Anguilla rostrata (American eel), 7119 nucleotides. RefSeq names its product zinc finger and BTB domain containing 22a (gene zbtb22a). Bases 358 to 2649 code for a protein of 763 amino acids. Gene Ontology annotation, biological process: regulation of transcription by RNA polymerase II. NCBI's taxonomy places the organism in Eukaryota, Metazoa, Chordata, Actinopteri, Anguilliformes, Anguillidae. The record is from RefSeq and is a predicted model, not a curated record. The transcript has 4 exons. Gene Ontology annotation, molecular function: protein binding; DNA-binding transcription factor activity, RNA polymerase II-specific; RNA polymerase II cis-regulatory region sequence-specific DNA binding.